AACAGAUUUUAGAUAUGUCAAAUAAGUAAAAACAACAACAAUACAGACCAAUCUGUUCCUUUUUAUUUAUUUAUUUUCUCAAAAUAAGAAAGAUCAUAAUUCGGAAGUUUAUGAAUUGUUAUUUGGCUGUAAACAUUUAGUAUACAAGCCAUACACAAUGUGUUAUGUGAUAAUAACCGGUCGCAGUUUGGCUUGGUUACUAAUAAGCGUAGCAGCGUUUAUGCUAAUAGUUACUGGUAUUGUGACUCCUAAAUGGCUUUUAGGCCAGCCUAUAGUCACAAAUGAAAACAAUAUUACUGGAUUUUUUGUGCCCACUGUAGGGCUUUCUAAUCGUUGCAUACGAAUGGUCCAAGAUGACAACAGUUGUACUCCAUUUUCAUUUUAUGGACUUACAACAGACUCAACUAUAUAUCCAACACCUUGGAAAGCUGCAAUGUUCUUUUUAUCAUUAUGUGCGGCAAUACAAUUCUCAACUGUGCUGGCUGGAAUCUUUGCAUGUUGUGUGCAGUCUGUGUUUAAGAAAAGUGUGAUCUCACUUGCUGGUGCCACUCAAUCUCUAGGAGGUUUAUUUGGUGUGGUAGGACUUCUGCUGUAUCCGUGGGGUUGGGGUUCGCAGAAAGUUAAAAAACUCUGUGGUGAAAAUUCGGAGCCUUAUUUACCAGGAGAUUGUUCACUUGGCUGGGCAUUCUUCGUAGCAGCAAUGGGAGUGGCUCAAAUAUUCCUGGCCAGUGCAUUAUCAAAGUCCGCGGACAAAGCUGCUAAUUCCGAUAAAGUCCAGUUCCAAAUGGAUGAUGGGAAACAAUUAAUUUGUAUUGCUUAAUUUGUGUACGAGGAAGAAAAUUUCCUACCCAUAAUGAAAUAUUUGAUUAUCGCAAUGCAAUUAUAUCGUAACAUAUUUACUAAACUAUACCUCUUAUGUUUACAGUUUGUUGUACUAUUUUCGAUCAUGGGUAGGGAAUAUAUUUCCUUGACUGUAAACGAUAAUUUUGUAAACAAAUCCUUUAUUUUACGCACAGAAUUGUUUUUGAAAGUGUUUUAGUCAUUUGUUUUAGAACAAACAUGAUAUUAUUUUUUAAUUAUAAGUAAUAUGUCAAUAAUUUUAUAAUAAGCAGAUGGAUAUUUUUUUUAAAUAAUUUGCUUCUGAUUUAAUGAUGAUUACUUGAAAAAACUAACUUUAAAAGUAUUAUAGUAUGAAUGUAGUUAAUGAUUUUGAUAGUCUUGUGAAAACUAUGUAUAGUCUAACAAGGAUAUUUGCUAGGUUAGUCAGCUGUAAUAAUUUAGUUUGACUUAUGCCCACCGGUUCAGAUAUCUUUGUUGGACUAUAACUUGACAUCAAAUCUUUUUGGAAUCUCUAUAAAAUAUGUUAAAAAUCGCAUUUUGUGACACUAGCUAUUGCUCGCGACUACUCGC
Molecule: messenger RNA, 1410 nt
Organism: Papilio polytes (common Mormon)
Lineage: Eukaryota; Metazoa; Arthropoda; Insecta; Lepidoptera; Papilionidae
Product: lipoma HMGIC fusion partner-like 2 protein
Exons: 5
Coding region: 158-820 (220 amino acids)
Cellular component (GO): membrane
Source: RefSeq, a predicted model, not a curated record